Messenger RNA from Nylanderia fulva, 525 nucleotides. The record is from RefSeq and is a predicted model, not a curated record. NCBI's taxonomy places the organism in Eukaryota, Metazoa, Arthropoda, Insecta, Hymenoptera, Formicidae.
AUGUCUCAAAAAUCAGAUGAUCUAUUAAUGGAGACGGACGAAGAGCCGAUGCUGCUCAUUCUCCGGCAAAUGCUGGAGGAGCAGCGACAUACGCGGCAAGAGCUGCAGGCGAUCCAACGCCAGCAGAGGAGCAUUGCUCCACAGCGGCAGCUGCAGCCACAGCAACAGCAACCGCAGCAGCAACCGCAACAGCAACCGCAGCAGCAACCGCAACAGCGACCGCAGCAGCAUUCGCAACAGCAACCGCAGCAACAGCCGCAGUCGCAGCCGCAGUCGCAGCCGCAAUCGCAGCCGCAGCCGCAGCCGCAGCCGCAGCCGCAGCCGCAGUCGCAGCCGCAGCCGCAGUCGCAGUCGCAGCCGCAGCUGUACAAUGAAAACGAGGAGCCGGGCGAGCGAGGGCCCGAUGGUAUCGGCAACGAGGGGGCCAUUUUCAUGACCGUGGUCGCGGACAGAACGGCCGCGUCUCAGGGCGCCCGUACGCGUGUCCGCUCAGCUCGUCACUGGAGACCCAUAUGGAACAUUUGG